Molecule: messenger RNA, 1629 nt
Organism: Aureobasidium melanogenum CBS 110374
Lineage: Eukaryota; Fungi; Ascomycota; Dothideomycetes; Dothideales; Saccotheciaceae
Product: MFS general substrate transporter
Exons: 3
Coding region: 1-1629 (542 amino acids)
Biological process (GO): transmembrane transport; carbohydrate transport
Cellular component (GO): membrane
Molecular function (GO): carbohydrate:proton symporter activity
Source: RefSeq, a predicted model, not a curated record
AUGGGUAACGCCGAAGAGGAAGUUCACGAGCUCGAAAAUACAGAUGUCCUCAAGCAAGCGACCGAAUAUACCGAAGAAGUUGCUAUAGCUCGUCUCACAGAAGAAGAUGUACAUAGGCUUUCCCGAGAUUCUCUGACUCUCAAGUCCAGGACUGGUUGGCGGCUUGCCAUGAUUCUCUUCGUUCAAGGCUGCAAUCAAGCUGGCUAUGGCGUUGAUUGGGCUGUCAUUGGAGGUAUCAAUGCCCUACCAGCUUUGCAUGCCUAUUUCGGUUUCGGGUACAGCGGUUCUACCAUCGGUGUCAUUAAUGCGCUUAUGACCAUUGGCACCGUUUGUGGUGCUCCUUUCUUGGGUUUGGCAGAUGUGAUCGGACGUCGUGGUGUCAACUUCGCUGGUAAUGCCAUUGUCAUCUUCGCGGCACUGUUGCAGGCUUGGGCAAAGAACACCGAUAUGUUCAUGGCUGGACGAUUCUUCAUGGGCUUUGGUACCGCUCUUAUGAGCUCUAGUCAGUACAUGGCUGAGAUCUCGCCGAUCCAUCUCCGUGGUAGAUUGGUAGGUGUCUUUGGCGCAUGUUUCCAGGUCGGGUCUCUCGGUAUGACUGGAGCCAUGAUCGGACUGACUACACUUGAAGGCAACUACUCCUGGCGUAUCCCGUUGCUUCUCCAAGCAGGUCUUGCUCUGGUCGUUUGCAUCACCAUCUACCUCCUGACUCCAGAAAGUCCUCGAUACUUGGUCAAAGUGGGAAAGAGAGACGCUGCAAAGCAUGUUGUUGCCAAAUACCAUACCACUAGUGGAAACUUGGAUGAGCCUCUGGUUAAUGUGGUGAUCAGCCAGAUCGAUGAGUCGCUCGAGAACGAGAAAGCAUUGGCUGGCGCGUGGUGGGACUAUCGAGUCUUCUUUACCAAGGCCGUCAGGUUUCGUAUGUUGGUUUUGACUUUGUACUCGGUCUUCCAACAGUGGAACGGAGGUGGCAUCAUCACAUACUAUCUGACUCCAGCUUUGAUUCUGGUUGGUAUCAAGAAACCUAUGGAGCAACUUGGAAUUCAACUUGGAUCGACAGCCAUAUACUUCGUCUUCACACUAUUCGGUUCCUAUAUCAUCGACAAGUUCAGCAGACGGUCUCUCAUCUUUGCUGGUCUUAUCAGUAUAAUUAUCCUGCAGACCGCAACAACAAUCACAUCAUGGCAGUAUAGUAUCAACCCUACGCACGCAGCGGCAGCUUUGACAAUUCUUUGGGUUUACACCUUCCAAGUGUGCUCCGCCACUUUUAUUGCGACCAUGCACAACCUGUAUCCAGUAGAGAUACUAUCGUUGGCUCUCCGAGCGCGUGGUAUGGGCAUCUACUCCUUCAUACAGGGCGCCGCAGGUAGUGUCCAGAACUAUGGCAUCGCAGUCGGGAUCGACAAGCUCGGAUACAAGAUCUGGGCCGUGUAUGUCGCGUACAACACUCUGCAGCUCAUUGCGUCAUAUUUUGUGUUUCCAGAGACCUAUGGGCUAAGUCUCGAAGAGAUUGAUGUGGUUUUCGAGACGCCUGGUGUCAAUCCGGUGAAGAUCAGUCUUGAUAUCCAAAAGGCUAAGAAACAAAGAGCUGUGUUGGACAACGAGGUUGAUGGGUUUGAUGGAAAAGCAUGA